Molecule: messenger RNA, 2053 nt
Organism: Solenopsis invicta (red fire ant)
Lineage: Eukaryota; Metazoa; Arthropoda; Insecta; Hymenoptera; Formicidae
Product: tetra-peptide repeat homeobox protein 1
Exons: 2
Coding region: 99-1217 (372 amino acids)
Source: RefSeq, a predicted model, not a curated record
GAGGAUAUCUAGUGAAAGUAGUUGUGUCGUCCGGCGUCGCCGUAUAAAAACCCACGAUUUGAUGAUAUGAAGCACAUUCAGACUCAUCUUCUCUUAGCAUGUUCACCAUGAAGGCUUUUCUAAUUGCAUUGUUAUUCGUCGCUGCCUUCGCCAGUGAUGCGCCGGAGAAGAAACAUGAAAAACGUGCUUAUUUACACGGAGGACCAUCACAUGGACAUCAUGACGUUAUUCACCAUGACGUUGUGCUACAUGGGAACGGGCAUGAAUAUGGACAUGGAUAUGGACAUGGAUAUGGACAUGGAUAUGGACAUGGAUAUAAACACGGAUAUAGAUACGGACACGGAUACGGACAUGGGCCUGCAUACGGACAUGGGCCUGCAUACGGACAUGGGCCUGCAUACGGACAUGGGCCUGCAUACGGACAUGGGCCUGCAUACGGACAUGGGCCUGGAUACGGAUAUGGGCCUGGAAUUAUCCAUGGUAAUAAUGGAAUCGAAAUCCUAGAAGUGCCAAACGGUCACGGAAUACACGGACCAGGUUUUGGAAACGGACAUGUUCACGGAAUAUACGCACCAGGUCUUGGAAACGGAUACGGAUACGGAUACGGACCCGUACACCACGUUCACAAAACCGUCGUGAAUCGCGUGGUCCCAGUUGCAGUGCCCGUACCUCAACCUGUUCCCGUCACUCGUAAAGUCCCCGUACCGGUGCCGCAUCCCGUACCUGUUGAAGUAAAGCGUCCCGUUCCCGUUCCAGUGCCUCAACCAGUUCCAUUUGUCAUCACCAAACAUUACCCCGUUAACGUACCCCGCCCAGUUCCAGUGCCAGUACCUCAUGCCGUGCACGUACCGCAUCCGGUGCCACACCCAGUCCCAGUUCCACAUCCGGUUCCGGUACCAGUUGCCCCAGCUCCAAUUCCACAACCCUUACCCGAUCCAUAUCCUUUUCCGUUGCCCGCGCAACCAAUCGCGCCUUUCCCAUCUUUUCAACCUACUGAUCCUCAAUCAGUCAGUAUCACCUCUCCCAUCGGAAUUGGGCCGGCGGGUACAGGAGCCGGCGCAAUAUUGGAAAAUGAACACGGUUCUGGACUCACCAUUACCAGUAGCAUCAUAAACGGUGGCGGUACUUUCGGAGCCACAGCCUCGGGACUUCAAGUGAAUGUGGAUCCAGACAGCGAGGGAUACUCUUAUCCGGUACCGACCAAGAAAUUCUUUUAAGCGAAGCAUUUGAAAGAAUUUGUUGCAGACGACAUCUCCGAUUUGCACGCCAACGCGAUACAUCUGCCGUUUUCGAGACCUCGGAUAUACGGCACGCGGUUGGCCCGAGUCACGCCACACCCAUUUAUUCCGCGUUUCACUUGAUAUUUAUGGAUUCGCAUACUGCGGAAAGUCCGCGCGCGAGAGGUCGCAACCUCGAUUAAAAUUCCGCCUAAAACCGCAAAACGAAAAGGAUCGACGUACAUAAAUAUAUUGGCAUUUACUUUCGUGUUUUCGAUAGUGACAAGGGAAAGAGAGUGUUGCAUUUUGAAGACGUGAAAGUAACAUGAUGCAAAAUCCGAGGAGAUGAAUAAUCACGCAAGCGCGCGAUGGAAAUAAGAAAUAUGACGAUCUAUUCGAUACUUUCUGUUACGGUAAUCCUACGUAGGCAGGAAAAGAUUGCUAACAAUUCUUUCAAGAUGUAUCGUUCGCACGUUUACAGUAAGAUCGUAUUCUAAGCAUGAUACAAUAAUUUGUAACUAUUUAUUUGUCUCUCUUGUAUCUAUGAGAAUAUACAAAAAGUAUAUUUCCGUUAUUUAUCAUAGAAUGCAUUUAAACAAUUAUUAAAAAUGAAUUCGAAUUAUAGAUACGAAUGCAAACUGUUUUGUACAAAGAAUAAAGUUUGAAUUACUCGACUUGUUAAUUUAACCAGCUUUGAUUGUUUUCUCUGAUCACCCUUCAUGCAAUACCCUUAUACUGGAAUCCUCUCGUAAAGCAGUAACUACACACGAUAUGAUCCUGCGGGUUCAAGAUACGCGAGUAGAUUUACUCCGAUUCGAAAGUGAUUAAAGUUGCUA